GGUGCAAUUUACCCACCACAGGAGCUUGUCUUUCUCUACCCACGACAUGCACCCGUGCCUCCGUCUGAUUUAACGUCACCCGAUGUGAUCGCCUAUACGGAAUCGCUGGAAGAGAAGCUGCAGAAUCUUCCGUUAUUGCAGAAGGUGCGAAAGGCGGACGAUGCGGACGAGUGGUACGAGACACGGCCGUAUACGAACUUUCCCGAGGACAGGCGCGUUAACCAUCUAACGUCGGGUGCGCUAAGGGGUCCGGGUAAGCUGGCACUUCCUCCAGUAGUCAGGGCAAAGAGGGACGAGAGUGAGGCGUGGAUAUUUGUCCACCUUGGCCGAAGCUUGUGUGGACACGAUGGGAUCAUUCAUGGUGGAUUGCUGGCUACGCUGCUAGACGAGAGUUUGGGCAGACUGGCUAUCGUCAACCUUCCCGAGAAAGUCGGUGUCACUGCAACGCUCUCACUUACAUACAAGGCACCUACGAUUGCUGAUCAGUUUGUUGUCAUCAAGACAUCUCUUCAAGAGCUCCAGGGCCGAAAGAUUACUGUCACUGGACGGAUAGAGGACUUGGAGGGUAAAGUUCUAGUCGAGGCGUCCGCACUCUUUGUCCAACCAAAGUACUCUGGCAUGCUGAACAAGAGACCACUCCACGAAGCACUGGGUAUGCCG
This is a messenger RNA of Guyanagaster necrorhizus, 660 nucleotides long. Its product is annotated as Thioesterase/thiol ester dehydrase-isomerase. The transcript has 4 exons. The annotation marks the transcript as partial. NCBI's taxonomy places the organism in Eukaryota, Fungi, Basidiomycota, Agaricomycetes, Agaricales, Physalacriaceae. The record is from RefSeq and is a predicted model, not a curated record.